CAACAGCGAUAUAACGGACGUGCCGUCGAAACAUUUCCCGUUUUUACAUUAAUACUUUCGGACGUUAGAGCAACCCAGUGCUCUCUCCUUUGCUGCUUAUCUCUUCCAGCACCCAGCCAACCGUCGACAAUGUCUUUCCUCGGCGGAGCAGAGUGCUCGACGGCGGGCAACCCGCUCAGCCAGUUUACAAAGCAUGUCCAAGAUGACAAGUCUCUACAAAGAGACCGUCUGGUCGGGAGAGGGCCAGGCGGAUUGCAAGAGGGUAUGCGCAGCCAACACAUGGGCAGUGGAUCAGAUGGCAUGAUGAACGAGUUUAUGCAGCAGAACGUCCAACUACCACAAGGGCCGGGUCCUGCGUCGCCUUUCGCCAUGGAACAGAUGCGCAGAGAAUUAGAACGGGCUCAACACAGCGGUUCACCCGCAUGGGCCGCGGAAUUCGACCCGGGCAUGGAAGCGCCAGCAGCUAUGGGACCUAGCAUGCAGGAGAGACCUGCAGGCUUCAAUCCUGCAGAGUUUGCCAAAUUUCAGCAAAUGAAUCCUACCGCGCGCACAGCGAGUCCGACCGUCAAUUCCCCUUCUCCGAUGAUGGGUGGAUACCAACGGCCCAUGUACGGGAUGGGAAUGGGAAUGGGAAUGGGGAUGAACGGCAUGGGCAUGGGAAUGGGCAUGCAGCAACCAUACGGACCCCAGAAUCACCAGCAGCAACCGAUGCAGGACUCUGGCAAAGGAAAGGGUCGGAUGGUCGAGUUGGAUGACCAGGAUUGGGAAGCGCAGUUUGCGGAACUAGAAAAGACAAAUGUCGACGCUUUGGACAAGGAAGCGAAUGAGCGCAUAGAAGCAGAGUUGAACGAAAUGGACAGGCAACUUGCCAACGAGGAGAACUUUGUCGAGGGAAUGCACGUUGGCGAUAUGGAUCAGUGGGGAGGCUUCGACGGGUUGAAUACGCAUACGAUCCGUGAUCCACCAAUGGGCGACUAUCUUUUCGAGCAGAACAACCUCUUUCAGGACAUCACAAACCCUUUUGAGGAAGGCAUCAAGAUUAUGGAAGAGGGGGGUAAUCUGUCACUAGCAGCACUCGCCUUUGAAGCGGCUGUGCAGAAAGACUCGCAACAUAUCGCGGCCUGGGUCAGGUUGGGGGAGUCGCAAGCACAGAACGAGAAGGAGACGCCGGCUAUACGAGCCCUUGAGCAAGCAUUGAAGCUUGACCCGUCCAACUUGGAGGCAUUGAUGGGCCUCGCAGUCUCAUAUACAAACGAAGGUUAUGAAAGCACAGCAUACCGGACUCUAGAGCGAUGGCUGGCGACAAAGUACCCAACUCUCAUCAAGGAGCCCUUAUCAUCAGAUGCAGAAAUGGGUUUCACUGACCGCCACCUGCUUCAUGAGAAGGUCACAAAUCUCUUCAUUGAAGCCGCGCAGCUCUCCCCGACGGGUGAGCAGAUGGAUCCCGACGUUCAGGUCGGACUUGGUGUUCUCUUUUAUGGGGUAGAAGAGUAUGACAAGGCGGUAGACUGUUUUGGUGCGGCACUCGCUUCUACCGAAUCCGGUGUCUCAAACUCCUCUUCACAAGUCCAUUUGCUCUGGAACCGUCUGGGUGCGACACUGGCAAACUCCGGGCGCAGCGAGGAAGCCAUCGAUGCCUACGGUCGUGCUCUCGCAAUUCGACCAAAUUUUGUCCGUGCACGUUACAACCUAGGAGUAUCGUGUAUCAAUAUUGGCUGCUUUACGGAAGCUGCACAGCACCUCCUCGGUGCUCUCGCUAUGCACAAGGUCGUUGAGAGGGAAGGCAAAGAGCGAGCGCGGGAGGUUGUGGGAGAUGGAGUGUCAGAAAGUCAGCUGGACAACAUGAUCCAUCAAAACCAGAGUACAAAUUUGUUCGACACUUUGAGAAGGGUGUUUGGACAAAUGGGUCGCAGAGAUCUGGCGGACAUGGUGGGCCCUGGUCUGGACGUGGAGAAGUUUCGAGGCGAGUUUGAGUUUUGA
This is a messenger RNA of Periconia digitata, 1980 nucleotides long. The record is from the annotation of a GenBank genome assembly. NCBI's taxonomy places the organism in Eukaryota, Fungi, Ascomycota, Dothideomycetes, Pleosporales, Periconiaceae.